Messenger RNA from Dipodomys spectabilis (banner-tailed kangaroo rat), 864 nucleotides. It is a transcript of the gene Prr16, whose product is annotated as proline rich 16. Lineage: Eukaryota; Metazoa; Chordata; Mammalia; Rodentia; Heteromyidae. The record is from RefSeq and is a predicted model, not a curated record. The transcript is spliced from 2 exons. Gene Ontology annotation, biological process: positive regulation of translation; positive regulation of cell size. The coding region runs from base 1 to 864 and encodes 287 amino acids.
AUGUCAGCCCCGUCCCGGGGGCCCCCGCCCGCGUCCCCGCCGCCCGCCGCCGGCCGAGCCCGGGUGAAGGAGCAGAUCCGGAUCAUCGUGGAGGACCUGGAACUGGUCCUGGGCGACCUGAAGGACGUGGCCAGAGAACUGAAGGAGGUCGUGGACCAGAUUGACACGUUGACCUCUGACCUGCAGCUGGAGGAGGAGAUGACGGACAGCUCCCGGACCGACACGCUCAACAGCAGCUCGAGCGGCACCACGGCCUCCAGCCUGGAGAAGACCAAGGAGCGCGCCAGGGCCCCGGCCCCGGCCUGCGCGGUGCUCACCGUGCUCCGGAAGCCCAACCCGCCGCCGCCGCCGCCCCGGCUCACGCCCGUGCGGGGCGCGCCGCCCGCAGGGGGCGACCCCGCCGCCCGCCCGGCCCGCCCCCGCGGCGCCCCGAACGGAGACGCGUGCGGCCUGCCCGGCGGGGCCGCCGACCCGGCGCCCGGCGCGGACCGGUGCCCGCAGGCCGCGCCGCGGGAGCGCGUGCGGUUCAGCGAGGACGUGCAGUACCACGGCUGCUGCCCGGGCUGCGACGCGCGGCGGACGCGGAGGGAGCGGGAGGGCCGCGCGCCGUGCGCCCCGACGCCGCUGCCGGCGCCGGGCAGGACGCCGCCGCCGUGCGCCCCCCGCGCGCCCCGCGCCCCGACGCCGCCCGGCAGGACGCCGCCGCCGGGCCCGAGCCUCCCCCGCCCUCCCGCCGCCCAGCCCCCGCCCUUCCCGCUGGAGAACGGCGGCCGCUUCCCCCCGCCGCGCCCCGCGGCCCUGCCUCCCCCCGCGCCCCCGCCGCACAAGACCAUCCUGAGAAAGUCCACGACCACCACCGUGUGA